AAUGUAAUAACUGUUAAAACAUUGUCGGGAACAACAGUUAAGGGACAGACACUACAUGUGCUUAAUAGAGAUGUCCAUCAGUUUCUGAACAUACCGUUUGCCGAACCACCAGUCGGUGACCUCAGGUUUGCCAAACCGGUGCCAAUAAAAGAACCCAAAAAGGAUGUUAUCGAUGGCACCAAAUCGGGUAACUCUUGUAUACAAAACUUGAGUCCAGAAAUGAAACAAUUUGUGGGAAAUUUGCAACAAAGUGAAGACUGUCUGGUACUCAACGUAUGGACACCGAGUCUGGAGACUACUGGCCUCAAACCGGUCAUGUUUUGGAUAUAUGGCGGCGCUUUCAGUAUGGGUUCAAUAUUUCAAUUGAUGUACAACGGAUCGGUGUUGGCCACCAAUGAUGUUGUGUUUGUUGCGGCCAACUAUAGAGUGGGUGAACUGGGCUUUCUAUAUGGUGGCCACGAGUCGGCACCGGGAAAUGCCGGUCUAUACGAUCAGUUAUUGGCACUCAAAUGGAUAAAAGAUAAUAUUGAAAGUUUUGGCGGUGACCCCAAUCAGGUAACUAUUUUCGGUGAAAGUGCCGGCAGUUGGUCUGUAUCGGCACAUCUACUAUCGCCACUGUCCACAGGCCUAUUCAAACGGGCUAUUAUGCAGAGCGGGUCAUUGAUGUUCAAUAAGGACAUACCGAUCUCGGAUACUGUUCGAGCACUGACUAAAGCUAAACAAUGGGCUCAGAAACUCGGUUGCGAUCCCUAUGACUACAAAUGGUUAGCCUGUUUGAGAUCAGUUGCCGAUCCCAACCUAUUUAAUGAAUUGCCAGCAAAUGGCGGUCUAUUUCAAGUAAAUUUCCCGGUAUUUGGUACCGAAUUUUUACCCCAUAUUCCACAAAAAACAUUCAACAAAAAACUCUACAAUUAUGAUGUUGAACUAAUAGCCGGUUCAACCAAAGAUGAAGGUCCACUGUUGGCCAUAAUGUUGUAUCCAAUACUUAUGAAUCCCGAGUUCAAUGUGACCGGACUGACCAAUUUGGUCGCCGAAAUCAAUGGACAAAUGUUCAACAAUAUAGACGUCCGGAAAGUUGUAGACUAUUAUUUGCUGGGAGUCGACGACCGUACAGAUCCAGUCCAACUGCGGCUGGCAUUCAGCCAACUAUACGGCGAUCUAUUGAUUACGUGUCCGACCUAUCGUUUCGCCCGAGAGUUUGCGGCCAACAGCAACCCGUCGGACAACAACACGGUUUGGUACUAUCGAUGGAAUCAUCCGAUGUAUACAGCAGUCAAUGGCCAGGAGCUGGAUAUGAAAAUGUUUGGUCUACCGGACGACUCGGUACUACACGGAGCCGAUAUGGGCUUUACAUUUGGGUAUCCAUUAGUGGCACCGGAAAACAGGUUUACCGAAAUAGACUAUGACUUUGCCAUCGAUGUCCUGAAAAUGUGGACCGAUUUUGUAAAGUUUGGUAAUCCACAUAAAGAUUGGCCUAAUUUUUUGGACAAAACUACUGGUGCUAUCAAAAUCAUAGAUCUGACACCCGAUGAUACAACAACACGUGUUUUGGUGAACCCGUUUCAGAGUACGUGCGAUGGUGUCUGGGAUUACUAUUUCUAG
Messenger RNA from Oppia nitens, 1602 nucleotides. Its product is annotated as cholinesterase 1-like. Gene Ontology annotation, cellular component: plasma membrane. Gene Ontology annotation, molecular function: acetylcholinesterase activity. Lineage: Eukaryota; Metazoa; Arthropoda; Arachnida; Sarcoptiformes; Oppiidae. The transcript has 5 exons. The annotation marks the transcript as partial. The record is from RefSeq and is a predicted model, not a curated record. Gene Ontology annotation, biological process: acetylcholine catabolic process; choline metabolic process.